AUGGACCACCGGGAACCGACGGCAGUCGUAGCGCCUGUGCCAUCAUUCAAUGCUUCAUCUUUUCCUCGAUUGACUGCUACCAAUACUAAUACUGCUACCAAUACUUCUACUACUACCUCGUGCAAACCAUCCGACCCGGAGGACGCCUGUUGUCGCCACUGCGGCAGUCGUUCGUUGCUCAUUGACUGGGCACAAGGAGAUCAAGUGUGUACACACUGUGGUGUGGUUGCGGCCGAAAAACUGCGCGAUGAUCGUCCCGAAUGGCGAGAGUUCAAUGAUGCCGAGGAUCUGGCCAAAGGACUGCCCGCAUCGGCGCGGUGUGGACUGGUGCCCGUCGAUGAGUCCAAAUAUCUCGGAGGUCUGCAGCCCACCACCAUGAGCUCGACUCCCUUUGGCGGAGGAAACUUGGGCUCGAAAGCUGCCAGAAUGGCCAAACUGCGCAACCAACUCGUUACCACCAACAAACGGCUCGAUCACAUGAUGGGACAGCAUCACGCAAGAGCACUCAAGAAUGCUAGAAUCUCGCGGUUGGUUCGAAAGCGACAAUUGCAAGAUGGCACUACUGUGGAAACAGACCAAUCCGAUCUCGAAUCGGUUGUCACCAGUCCCGAUGAGGAUCAUCUACGACCGGAAUUGGAACAAAUACUCAUUCGAGAAGAAGAAGACGCUUCCAGAAUGCAAACAGCUCUCAACGCAGACAAGUGGAGCCUGCGAAGAGCUAUUCUAUUGCAUGGAAAUCACGAAUCUCUCGACGACUCCAAUGCGGCCCUGGCAGAACGAAACGAUCUCAACUCACGCUUGGAUUCCAAGUUGCGCAAGGCAGCUGCCGAUCUGUACCUUGCAUAUCAAGUGCUAGGAGACGCAUCCCAACGAUUGCAACUCCCUGAUCGAGUCACGCACGAAGCCACAACCAUGCUAUCCCGUUAUGCUGCCAACCGAGAUGGAUUCAAAGUCAAUGGAGUCAGUAGUCGACUCGCCAUGAAAAAGAAUAAUCUUACCACGCAACAACGAAAAGAAGCCGCUGAAAGUCUAAGAGAACACAACAAACACAAACAAAUGGGAUCACUCUGUGCCGCAUUGCUGUUGUUGACGGCACGCAAAUUGGGAUGGCCGCGACCCUUGACUGAAGUAUGUGCUUGUGUUCACUUCAAACCAAACAGCAACAAAAACUCGACAUCCUCCUCAUUUAUCAAACCCAAACAUUGUUCUCGGGCCAUGGACGAAAUCAAAUCAGCCUUUCCAGAUUAUGCCAGGUCCAUUGUUGUGGCUGUGGGUCCAGCCGAGAUGGCUUCCAACAACCGCAAUAAUGCUCCCACUAUGAAGAAUGAUCCUGCGGCUACCAUUCACUUUGUUGAUCAUGCCGUACGGAAACUACAACUACCACCCGUGGCGGAAGCAUCCAUUCGAGCACUGGUGUGGCAGUCUUGUCAAGAACAACACACCACAGGACAGCAGAGUGGAACCAAGUUAUCCACCAUUUGUGCGUCGCUGGCGUACUUUGUUUGCUUGUCGGGGUCCAUCAUGCAACAACUGGCUUCCCAGGCACAAAUGCGAGAACAACAGCAGCAGCAACAACAACAGCAAAAGAGCAGCAUUCGCGUGUCCAACAACAGGUUUCGGCUCUUUAUCGGUAAAAGUAAGAGAAGGAACAACAAAACCAACAAGAACGACAUGAUGCCGCCUCCACCCAAGAAACCCAAACUCGCCAGGAUUGUAACAGCCGAUCCGAACAACAACAAUAGCAAACAGGAAGCAUCCAUCCCGAAAGUGGUUACGGUGGAGAGCAACAACGGAGAUGACCCGGCAGAAAAGAAUGGCUUCAAUCACGACGACAGCGAUACGUUUGAUGUCUUUUCUCAUGCCGUCGGUUCGGAGCUACUGGCUCAGAAACAAGAGUACGAAAUGCGACGUGUUUGGGAUGCAUGGGUGGAUCAAACGUCGUGGCUACGGUCCGUUUCGGAAGUCGAACAGUCCAGCGGAGUGGCGAGCUCGACCAUCAUCUCGCAUUACAAAGCCAACAUUUUUCCACGACGACAAGCCCUCUUGGAGUGGCUACGGGAUGCAGUGGUUGUCAGUGGCAAGGAAGGCGACGCACCCACUAUCAAUGGGUCCAACAUUCUGUCGGAAACACCACUUGCAACCGUCUUGUUGUCUCAUGUUGCUGCGGCGGCACCGUUGUUGGAGUCUAACGGAAAGACAAGAUAG
Molecule: messenger RNA, 2205 nt
Organism: Seminavis robusta
Lineage: Eukaryota; Bacillariophyta; Bacillariophyceae; Naviculales; Naviculaceae
Source: the annotation of a GenBank genome assembly